Staurois parvus is the source of this 272-nucleotide messenger RNA. Lineage: Eukaryota; Metazoa; Chordata; Amphibia; Anura; Ranidae. The record is from the annotation of a GenBank genome assembly.
AUGGGUCCCUGUACGGCCUCCCAUUGCUGCUGUCUCCAUCGCCACACUCUGCCAUGUGCCACUUUCAGGUCUCCUCACACUCCUGCUGGUUUCCAUUUUGUCAUAGGUUGCUGGCAGAUUACAGGCCUCCCAUAGGUGCUGCCAGGCCCCAAAUCUGCCAUGGGCCCCGUACCGCCUGGUCUCGCUGCUGCUGGGUCCACAGUGUGACAUGGGUCCCUGUACCGCCUCCCAUUGCUCCCACUCUGCCAUGUGCCACUUUGAGGUCUCCUCAC